Messenger RNA from Panonychus citri (citrus red mite), 805 nucleotides. Its product is annotated as leptin receptor gene-related protein-like. The record is from RefSeq and is a predicted model, not a curated record. Gene Ontology annotation, cellular component: endosome. Lineage: Eukaryota; Metazoa; Arthropoda; Arachnida; Trombidiformes; Tetranychidae. The transcript has 4 exons. The coding region runs from base 157 to 507 and encodes 116 amino acids. Gene Ontology annotation, biological process: late endosome to vacuole transport via multivesicular body sorting pathway.
UCUCUCUCUCUCUCAAACAAUCGCUUCAUCACUGUGUUUUAUUAAUUACUUGAUAUGGUUCUGAUAAAAUCACCAUGAUUAUCCUUCGAUGCUCUCACUGUUCUCACUCUGGAAAUAAUAGCCCUAAUUGUACUUGCAUUUUCGGGUUCAAUUGGUAUGACUCUUGUUAUACUUGGAUGUGCUCUUCCAAAUUAUGCUAAUUGGUGGCCAUUCUUUGUCGUAUUAUUUUAUCUUCUCUCACCUUUACCCACGAUGCUUGCCAGAAGAUAUCAAGAUGAUAUGGGCUCAAGUAAUUACUGUAAAGAAAUGGCACUUUUCAUAACAUCAGGAAUUGUCAUAUCAGCAUUUGGAUUACCUUUGGUUCUGGCUCAUGCUCCAGCCACAGGGCCUGUGAUCCAAUGGGGAGCCUGCAUUUUGACUUUAUUUGGAAAUAUUGUCGUAUUUCUAACUAUUUUAGGUUUUUUUAUUGCUUUCGAUAAUGAUGAUGAAGGAUACAGUGUAUGGUAACGGAUAAGAGAAGAUGUUUCCUACUUUAAUCAUCAACAUGUGUAUAACAUAUAUAAGAUUUCGUUCCAUUGAUUGUAAAAUCUGAAUUGGUCAGAUAAACAACAAUCAACAUAAUUUCUCAGCAUCUUUACUUUUCUCUCUCUCUCUCUCAAAUAAUGUAUCAUGCAAAAAUCUUUCUUCGUCUUGUUCACUUAUCUUUUCAUACACAAACACACAAACAGAACAAACAACACACAUUUAAUUAAUUAAUUAUAAUUAAAAAUAACUAGAAUUGGUCAUUCAAGACUGAGUCAUCAUA